Messenger RNA from Cetraspora pellucida, 4632 nucleotides. The record is from the annotation of a GenBank genome assembly. Lineage: Eukaryota; Fungi; Glomeromycota; Glomeromycetes; Diversisporales; Gigasporaceae.
AUGCCUCCUUUACAGCAAAACCAGAAAGUUGAGAAGCGACAAGCUCGCAGGCAAGAUCCUAUUCAAAAAAACUCUUCGAGGAGAACACCAAAUAAACAAGAACAACCUGUACACUCACACAUGAGUACAGAACGACCUUCUCCUUAUUCAACACCUUCGGAACAACCUCCCCUUUCACGCAUGGAGAUCCAACUACCUUAUUCAACUUUACCUACACAUGUCGUUAUGACUCCUGAUCAACGAUCUCAGUCUGAUAUCGCUUGGUACAGCUCCGUUCCUACCGAGUUAACGAAGCCUGCAGAUCCUCGACAGUCUUGGCCGAGUCAAAAUCCUCAUUAUAAUAUACGAUACGAUUGGCCACAGCAUUCGAUGCAUUCACAAUCUGCAUGGCUUCCUCGUCCUUCUCGAUAUAUAAACGUUCAAAAUAAUGAUUGGCGUCCACGUUCGCAAAAUGAUGAUAAAGCACCUUCAUGGCCUGUUGAUAAUUGGGAAUUACGUCAAUCUAAUGUCUCUGCUACUAAUCAAUCUAAUAAAUCUGAUCAUGUUUCUUCAUCUAAGAAUGACGAUUGGAAAAGUGAAGAUAGGUCAUCUCCUUGGGGACAAGUCGAAAACUGGGAAUUGCGAUCAUCUAAUGUUUCUAAUUCUGUCCAAUCUGAUAUGCCUACUCCUCAAAAUAACAAUUGGAGAUCGCAUUCACAAAAUAUUAAUAGGUCUUCUCAUUGGCAACCUGUAAAAAAUUGGGAAUUACAACCUCCACCUAAUAUCUCCGGUCCUAAAUUAUCUGAUAUGAUUGUACCGUUUCCAAAUAAAGAUUGGCAACUACAUUCUCAAAAUUUUAAUAGUUCUUCACCGUGGCAACAAGUCAAAACCCUGCAAUUUCAACCACCUUCAAAUCUGAAUUUGAUUCAAAAUGAUGAAUGGCAUUCAUACUCUCCAAAUGAUGAUAUGUCCUCUCCUUGGAAACCAGCUGAGGGCCUAGAAGUAAGAUCGUUAAACGUUACUAGUUCUAUGCAAUCUAGACAAUCCGAUAUUGUUACACCUUCGAAAAGAAAGUCUGGUCAAAAAGGUGUUUCAAAGAUAGUAAAAAAGCCUAAUAUAAAAGUUGUUCGACAAGAUUUAAAUCUCUUAAAAAUUCCAAAAACAUCGGUCUCGAGAAAGCCUAAUACUGAUAAUGUUUCCCAUGAAGGUGACGAUAAAACUAUUGGUGAUAACAUGCAGGUCAUUUUUUCUGUUGAAGAACAAGUUUUUACAUCUAAUGGAAUCUUGACAGCUUCUGAUGAUACAUCAUCUUCGGUCUUUUCCGUUUCUGAUCAAACUGAAUCUGAAUUGGUAUCGCAACAAAAAAAGGACAAUUCAUCUAAUGAUAAUUCUAUGUCAAUGUUAACUCCUCCUUUAUCACAAACCGAUGGAAAGCAAUUCGAUUUUGUUGUACCACAAACUGAAGAGUCUUCACAAACUGAAGAGGCAUCAAAAUCUUUACAAAUUGAUUUAGAUAUGUCGGAAAAGAAGAAUCGAAAAAAAAGUUCAAAGUUGGGAGUAAAAUCUAAUGCUAAGCAUACUUUUAAUGACUUGGAUUCUUUAAAAUUCCCUUUAAAGAAAGCAGUCGAAGAUAACGCUCCACUCUUUAUCUUUGCCGAAGAACAAGCUGCUACAUCUAAAAGUGAGGCUUUUGCAAAAACGAACGAUUUGUUAAAUAAUGCUAGUUCGUCAACGGUUCCAAUCCCCCCUGCACAACAAACGGAAGUAUCACAAUCUUUACAUGCUGAUUUUGUUACUGCAGCGAAAAGAAAACGUAGUCAAAAUAAAGAUGUAAAACUAGGAGGAAAUUUUAAUGUAAAAUCUAAUUGGAAAGACGUAAAUAAUUUGAAAUCCUCACCUAAUAUCUUAGUCCUGAAAAAACCUGAUGUGAAGAAGGAAACUUCGCGCGAAGUUGGAGAAAAAAUUGUUAACAAUAAUGACCCAGCUUUUAUGAUUCGUGAAGAACAGGCCACAAAACCUAACAGUGAAGGCUUAAUAUCAACCAAUUAUUUAUUAAAUAAUGCCAAUUCUUUGAUAUCCCCGAUUUUAUCUAUACCACCGAUUGAAGAAAAAUCUCAACAUUUACAAGCAAAUACAAUAUUAUCAAAAAUGGAAGAAGAAUCGCGGCCCGUACAAGCUGGUUCGGACUCGCAACAAACCAAGGACGAGACGCGCUCAACACAAGUCAAUUUGGACUUAGAAAAAGUUGAAGAAGAAUUACAACCUGUACAACUCGAUUCGGUUGCAUCAACGAAAAAAAAUUUGAGCGCAAAAAAAAGCUCGAAACCGGGACGUAAGCCGGGUGUAAAGCAAAAUCGAAAAGACCAAAAAUCUCUGAUAACUGCUCAAGUUAAAAAUAGUGCAAGAGUAACGUCACGUAAAGGCAAAGAAAAGGCAGUCGAUAAUGCGCCAGCAGCUAGGCCAGCUGAAGAACAAGCAUCUACUUCUAAUGGGGUCGAGCCAAUGAAUUUUUCAUUAAACGGUAGAGCUGGAUCUUCGACUGAUGCACAAUCAAAGCCCAUUACAAAGGCGGCAGAAUCCUUAUUCAAUUUCUAUCAAUCUCUAAAGCCACCAUCGCCAGGACUAACAAGAGAACAAAUGUUGCGACUUGGAACGUACAUUUUUGACGAACUUUUGUCGACAUCAUAUGCUCGCCCGUUUGUAAAUCCCGAAGCAGAAGAUGCAUAUUACUAUAGGUCAAUAAUUAAAGAUUUGAUGGACUUAAACACAGCAGAACGUAAACUUUGGGCUAGAUGUUAUUCUUCUCCAUUAGACUUGUAUAAAGACAUUUGUCAAAUCAUGUAUAAUGCAUUUAAAUUUCACCGAGAAGGUGAUAUUAUUUAUGAGGAAGCGAAACAACUAUCAUUAUAUUUCCAAAAAGCUGUACUUACUUUGAGUGAAAAUGGCAAUACUGCACAAGGAAUUUCUGAAUCAUUGGCCAAAAAUAAUGUAACCCUUCCUCAUGAAGAUUUCAGGAAACUUUCUAUUUGUACUCCCCAUGCUGAAAGCCGAAUUUAUAUUACGACAUUGUGCAAUUUUCUUGACAAUAAUAAAGCUGGUAUACAUCGCAAGCUUAAAGAAUCUGUAAUUGAUAGAUUGGAUCCUUUGGCGCGCCCUCUUGGUGAAAUAAUGAACUUAGAGCUUAUACCAUUAAUGGAAUUCGAUCCCUCUGUGUCAACCUGUAAUUUUGGGCGAUUAUACGUUGUUUCUGGUCGGUCAUCUCUCGCACAUUGUAGAGAUGGAAAAAACUCUAUUCUAGUUAUACUCAAAAAUAUCACAUAUAAUAGAAAUGAGGAUUCAUUAAAAUGUAACGCUCUUAUUGCAAAACCUUUUGGGGAGCUACACUUAUUAGAUAGUAUGCAAUUUCCUGAAUUAGUCGAUGCAAGAGCAUGGAUUAAAUGUGCAUUUAUAAAUCGAGUAACACUUGAUAUUACAAUUACGCGAAAAUUCUAUGAUAAAUAUGUAAAAAAUACUUAUCAAGUUUUGGAGUAUCAAAAGGAAUUGUUGACUCCUGAAUUACAUGAUGUUUUACUUGAUGCUUUACAGUUAAAGCAGCAAGAAGAUGCAAUGAUCGAACCUCAAACUCCUCAAUCUAUUUGGGAACAUCUUGUUAAGGAGGCAAAAGCACGAAAUGUUCCUAUUGAAAGUUUCCAUGAUCUCGGAAACAUUAAAAUUGAGGCUGAAGGGACUUUCAAAAGAGUGUUUCAUUUUGCUGAUGACACUAGUUUUGUUGUUCAAAACUUUAAGCAAAUCACGUCAGACACGUUGGAAACUCGUGUUAGGGAGGCCGUGUGCUGUCUUAAAACUAAAGGUGUUGCAAAUGCGGGUCAGAUUAGGUCAAUUUAUAAGAGUCCCAGCGACGAAUUAGUCGGACUAUCAAUGGAAAGGUACAAGCAAACUCUGAAAGAUUAUGCUUUCAAUUCAAGGCGUGUCUUAACGGGUGAACAAAAAUAUAAGCUCAUUGUCGAUAUGCUACGAGGUAUCCGAGCCAUUCAUCAUGCCGGUUUUGCACACCGUGACCUCUCCGAGGUCAAUAUGAUGGUAUCGGAAACUGGCGAAAAAUUGAAGGAUGGUAGCAUAAUGCCUGAAUUGGUUAUAAUCGACUUUGGUAAAGCUGAAUUUGUCCGACCUAUCGACGUUAAAAGAUGGUCCGUUGGAUCUGUUGAAGAUGAGAGGCUGAGCAUUUUGCCCAUGAUUAAAACACCGCCAGACCAUGGUUAUAGACUAUACAGAUCAAUUAUGACUCUUCCGAAAAAUAAUCAUGACAAAGAAAUUUUAGGGCCGUAUGACCCUUGUGCUGAAGAUAUUUAUUCGAUUGGCGUUCUAAUUUGGCGCACAUUUUCAGGUCAAGCUCCAUGGAACGGUCUUCUUGACACAAAUAUCAAAUUAUUACGAGAACUGGUGUCAAAUGCAGAAAAAAUUAGUCUCCGAAUUGAGAAGGAUGUAAGAGGCGAACAUUCUAAAAAGUUGUUGUAUCGAAGCCUCGAUCCCAAUCCACAGGCAAGGAAUAGUGCUGAUGAAUUGUUAAGGUGGGUAACAGAAGAAGUUGUUAAAGAAGAAUUGAUUAAGGAGUGGUCGGUAGGUGGCCGUUUAAAAAAGCCAAAAAUGAUGUGA